UAACCCGCAGCUCACCAACGACCACCGUCGACAACAUCAUCGAAAAUGUAAGGAACCCGGCCGCAGACACAAUAUCCAUCGAUCGAGAAGCAAUUGCGACUGUCCUACGACCUCCCCGACUCGCGAUGCUGCUCCCAGAGCGACUCGAGAAGUGGCGAGCCCCUCUUUGCACAAUCUUCCUACACGCCGCCUACACCACACCACGAGAGCAGAGUACUGACGGAAAUGUCUAACAGGGUCAACCUCCGCACGCAGAAGCGCCUUGCGGCCUCCGUUGUCGGCUGCGGCAAGCGCAAGAUCUGGCUCGACCCCAACGAGACCAGCGAGAUCGCCAACGCCAACUCUCGCCAGACCAUCCGCAAGCUCGUUCAGGAUGGCCUCAUCAUCCGCAAGCCCGUCACCAUGCACUCGCGCGCCCGUGCCCGUGAGCUGACCGCCGCCCGCCGUAUCGGUCGUCACCGUGGUUUCGGUAAGAGGAAGGGUACCGCCGACGCUCGUAUGCCCAGCCAAGUCCUCUGGAUGCGCCGUCUCCGUGUCCUCCGCCGUCUAUUGGUCAAGUACCGCGCCGCCGGCAAGAUCGACAAGCACCUCUACCACGAGUUGUACCACCUCUCCAAGGGUAACACCUUCAAGCACAAGCGUGCCCUCGUUGAGCACGUACGUCCACCCUGACAUGACAUCAUAAUUCUGUCACCCUCGCUCAGAGUCCGGCUACUGACAU
This is a messenger RNA of Macroventuria anomochaeta, 721 nucleotides long. Its product is annotated as ribosomal protein L19/L19e. The coding region runs from base 226 to 672 and encodes 148 amino acids. Gene Ontology annotation, molecular function: structural constituent of ribosome; RNA binding. Gene Ontology annotation, cellular component: ribosome; cytosolic large ribosomal subunit. The transcript is spliced from 2 exons. Lineage: Eukaryota; Fungi; Ascomycota; Dothideomycetes; Pleosporales; Didymellaceae. Gene Ontology annotation, biological process: translation. The record is from RefSeq and is a predicted model, not a curated record.